This is a messenger RNA of Dipodomys ordii (Ord's kangaroo rat), 945 nucleotides long. RefSeq names its product olfactory receptor 1361-like. The transcript is spliced from 2 exons. Gene Ontology annotation, biological process: G protein-coupled receptor signaling pathway. NCBI's taxonomy places the organism in Eukaryota, Metazoa, Chordata, Mammalia, Rodentia, Heteromyidae. Gene Ontology annotation, molecular function: G protein-coupled receptor activity; olfactory receptor activity. The coding region runs from base 1 to 945 and encodes 314 amino acids. The record is from RefSeq and is a predicted model, not a curated record. Gene Ontology annotation, cellular component: membrane.
AUGGCUGUGAGAAACAGGACAGAAGUGACUGACUUUGUCUUGCUGGGCUUGUCCAGCUGGCCAGAGAUGAAGCCAGUUAUUUUUGGAAUUGUCCUUACCAUGUACCUGAUUGCAGUUCUGGGCAAUGCCCUACUAGUAAUUGUUGCUUGUGUGGAUUCUACACUUCAGACCCCUAUGUAUUUCCUUCUCAGACAGCUUUCCUUUAUUGAUAUAUUUCUAACAACCAUUACCAUCCCUCAGAUGCUGGUCCACACACUGGCUGUGAGCCAAACCAUUUCCUACAACCUCUGCAUGGUACAGCUCUUCUUCUUCAUGGCUGUAGGCAGCAUGGAAGGCCACGUGCUGGCUGCCAUGGCAUAUGACCGCUAUGUUGCCAUCUGUGACCCCUUAAGGUACUCGGUCGUUGUCACCCAGCAUCUGUGUCUACGUAUAACACUGACCUCAUGGGUGGUGGUCAGCCUAAACAGCCUCCUGUAUAGUGUGCUGGUCAGCCGCUUAGCCUUUUGUGGAAACCGGGUCACUCACUUCUUUUGUGACAUCACGGCGCUGCUGAAGCUCUCUUGUACUCGUCCGGUGGUGAAUGAAAUGCUAAUCUUCACCGAGGGCGCAGCUGUGGUGGUCAGCCCAUUCUUCUUCAUUCUGGGUUCCUAUGCGCGCAUAGGUGCUGCCAUAGCCCAUAUGCACUCGGCGGUUGCCCUGCGCAAAGCUCUUUCCACCUGUAGCUCCCACAUCUUGGUGGUGCUGCUCCUAUAUGGCUCUGUGAUUCGUAUGUACCUCCGGCCAUCCUCCAGCUACAAUUUAGACCAGGAUCGCCAGGUUGCCAUCUUCUAUACCGUGGUCACCCCAAUGCUGAACCCACUCAUCUACAGCCUCAGGAACCAGGAAGUCAAAGGAGCUCUGCGAAGGCUUUUCAGAAAACUCUGUACCUCUGACUUCCUUUCCUGA